Molecule: messenger RNA, 3616 nt
Organism: Toxoplasma gondii ME49
Lineage: Eukaryota; Apicomplexa; Conoidasida; Eucoccidiorida; Sarcocystidae
Exons: 3
Coding region: 1725-2801 (358 amino acids)
Biological process (GO): DNA-templated transcription initiation
Molecular function (GO): protein heterodimerization activity
Source: RefSeq, a predicted model, not a curated record
CCUCGUUCCGUGGAUUUUCUCCGAUUAAAACAGCCCUUGCUUUUCGUGGUCGCACUGCUUCAUAAAAUGGAGAGAAUUGUCUUCGUACAGCGGCCCCCUGUUCCGCUGCUGGCGCAUUGCUCGGGUCAGAGGCGGACUUUCCCUGUUUUUUUCGACACCAACGUGCGUUCUGCUUCCAUUCUAUGAAUAAUCUUCUUGCCGUUCGUAUUUAUUGUGUAUGGAUCUGUGAAAGAACGCUUCUGUGCAUCUCCAGAGCGUGAAUAGUUCUCUUUUCCCUUGUCUCUAAAACAGCUUUUUGACCGCAUGCGUGCAACCUUCGUCGUCGGGAGUCACCGCGUUGCUCUUGUUCACCUUGAUUAGAAAUGUUCUUCCGACCUAACAACUCUCCGCCAACUUCUCUUUCCCUGACGAUUCGGUCUCUCCGCAGUCUUCUCACAGGCAGACACCGUUCUGCGUCGCACUUUUUUCCCUGCGUUUCGUCUCCCCAGUGGUCUACACGAAAGUUGAUACUGGUGUCGAAGGCUGAAGGAGUUUCAGUUAAUUGCAAGCGACAGGUGCAAAAAGCGUCGAGCGCCACCCUUCCACACUCGCCUGCGAAACGCGAGGAGACACGGAAGGCAACGAAGCUCCAGGCAAAGAUCUUGCUGUUCUGUUCUAAUGCCCCGUGGUAAACACAGCCAAAGAAGGACGGAAGGCCUUAGGUACUACAGUGUCUCGGUUGAUUCGAUUUCAGUUGUAACGGUAUGCUGUACAAUGUGAGCUAGGCUCUCUUAUUACACAUUACACAGGGGGAUUCCCAGGUUUAUGUAAACUACUUUUUUUCUGCGGAGUAUACACACCACGAGUUGGGAACUCCUGGGUUUGAUCUUGAAGUUCUUCGUUGACCGGAUUCAACUUUUCUAUUGCUCCCCUUCCAUCCUCGACGGUGUGAAACUCCCUUUUCCUCUGCACGGCUUCACGGCCUUCAAACGUUCCUCGCUUGCCUCUGCCUCCUUCUCUGGUAAUACCAGCCUGUACAGACUGCGUGUUCGGCGGAUUCUGUGAGCAUCGCCGGCUAAGUUCUUGAGCCUGUGCAAAAAAUAGCCGGCGGCGGCAGCGGUCGGCUUGGGUUUCUUCCUUUUCCCGUUGGAGACAGAGGCGCUUUUUCCCAGCCGAACUCUCCGCUCUUCCACCUCCGUUCUCUGUCUUUGCUUCGUCUGUUUCUGACCGCACUUGAAGAACUCGCUGAAGCGACUUUUGUCCUGUGUCGUUCCGUCUUCUAGGGUAUGCGCGCGCAUGCGUGCUGCGUUCUCUUUCCUCUGCAAAAGAAAGGGAGACUCAGUUCUCUUUCGUACGCUGAUGCAGCACCAGCAUUCGAUUCGACUGCGCUCCUCUUUUUCUCUACUCGGACCUCGCUUCUUCACGUUGUUCGUCCUCUUCGGUCUGCUUUCUUUCGUUCGUCGUUUUAAAUCAGUUCUCUUUCUUCUCGUCCUCCGUCGAUCGUCUUCCUCACCUCUUCUGUUUUUCCUGCGUCAUGUGUUUCUCCUUUUUCCUCUUUAUUAACUCUUGGCACUUCGGCUGUUGAAACUCGACGCACCGACGGCGAGAGGGUCGCUUGAGAGAGACACUUGGAGUCUGCACAGAGGAAGCUUCUCGCCGCCUCUCGAGGUGCAGACUGUCGGUGGAGGAAGGAAGGGAGAGUGCCAGCUGGUUCGCUCUCAGGCAAGAAGCGUUUUCUUUCAAUCAUGAGGGACGAACGGAACGGAGCUACGAGUCGACCGCGGGGUCGCCCUCACUCGGAAGGGAAGGAAGGAGAGGAAGGCAAGGGAGAAAAGGAAGCGAGCUGCAAGGAAACAGAAGGAAGCGGCGUCGUCGUUCUCCCUUCAAUGGCGGAGACAGUCCAGAGACUUCUUGCGGAGGCGGGGAUUGAAAAACGCGACGAUCGUGUAGUCCAUCUCCUCGUCGACUUGCUACAGAGAGAGACUCUCUCACUCUUAGCCGACGCAGCUGACAUCGUGGACUACCGCCAGAAAGCAGCGCAUGCAGGCGGAUCGAGUUCCGAGAAAGUGGAGAGCAAAGAAGGAAAACAGGGAGCGCUGGCUGCCCGUGCAGGCGACAAAAAGAGCCGACAGGCGGGGCGCGGUCCAGCGUCGAUGUGCAUCGAAGAAGAAGAUGCAAAUGUCGCUGUGCAGGAGUACACACAAAAAUACGUCGUGCAACCCAACGUCGUCUUGGACAGUGCACGGUUGUGCAGCUUGAGCAACAGCCUGGCUGUCGGGCAGUCGACAGCGGCUGAGUUAAUUCUCCAUCGUGCGGUACCUACAGGAAGCGCUGAAGGCACCUCGUCGCCUUUGUUGGGGGAGCCUUUCGUUCUGCGGCCUGUCGCGAGCGGCUCUGGAGGUGGCGGAACUUCUUCUGGGCUCUCUGGGUCGAGUUUCGGAUCGGCCGGACCCAGCGGCUCUGCCGCGUCGUCUGGGACGCAUGCAAUUGUUACAGCCGCCACCAACAAACACGUACUCGGAGCCAUGCCUCAGGGCUUGCCGCCGUACCUUCCCGAAGAUGUGAGUGUCAAUACACUCAUGCCGUCUUGGUCGCUGAGAUCCAGUUCGUGCGCUGGCAAACUGCCUGCGGAUGGUGGGGAAAAGCGCGGCAGAGAAAGCGAGAUGGGAGAGGCAGAAACGGGGGGAAGAGGACAGAGACGCAGCGCGCAGGAAGCGAAAGAGGGUGCAGACCUAGAGGCCUGCGACCGAUGGCCCGCGGGACAAGACGAUGAAAACAAUGACGGAGCUGAAAUGUUCUUUCAAAAGGAACACCCUUUCUAAAACUGGGAGUCAACAAAUGAACACCAGACAAAUCCAGUAAACGUGCGUGCUUUUGCCGGUCCACGUGCACAUUCCCCCCCCCCCCCCCGCUCUCUCUCUCUCUCUCUCUAUAUAUAUAUAUAUAUAUGUAUAUAUAUAUGUAUAUAUAUGUAUUUGUAUAUAUGCAUAUACUCAAGCAUGUGCGUAUAUAUCUGUAUAUUCUCAGACAUAUUCCUCUCUCUCUCCGUAUAUAUAUAUAUAUAUAUAUAUAUAUAUAUAUCUUUGCUUGCGCAGAGCUGCGUAGAUCGAUGUGCAUUGAGAUCUACAUGUGCGCACGUGGAUAUAUGUUUCUGGGGUUUCGGGCGUACAGCCACGUUUUUAACCGCUAGGACAUGUCGUCCUGGAAAAGACAUUUGUGCGUUUGAUGCCAGUUCUCUUUUUCAUUGAACCUGCGAUCUUGGUUACUCCCUUCGCAUGCGGAUUUAAGAUUCCCUCUGACGAGAAAAUGUUGCUUUUAAGGCUGCUUCGUGUUGUCUUUACACGACUUCUUCACGCCGCUUUCAGCGCGUGCUGGGUGUAGUUUUGUUUUCCUACACAUCUUCAACUCAUAUUUACGAGGUUCGAGCAACCCUGGGGGUGCAGGGGUACCGCGCGUAGCGUCCCUUUUGAUCUUCAUUUGCGAGUGGCGAAGGCAAAGCGUUUAUUCAUUCAACUGUGUUGAUCUUGAAGCGCGUGGAGAUCGGUAGAUUUGACGCGCGGGAGAAUCCGAAGACCCACAAGCAAGGACAUCAGGUCUUUUGUGCUUCUUGAGAGAUAUUAAAGAACUUGUUUUUCCG